UCUCUUCUUUUUUAGGACAAACUCUUCUCUAUCUCUUCUUUUUUCUAUUAAAGCUUUCUUAUCAUCAAUCUUUUCCUCUCUUCAUCUCCUCUCCUCUCCACUAAACAAAACUUUUGUAGCUUCAUUUCCUCAUAAAAUUAACAACUUUCACCAUCAACUUCACAUGCACUAAAUUCUUCAUAAACCUUUAUUAAGAGCUAGAUUAAGUGUCCCUUUCACUUUGUAGAUCCAUCACUUGCUCAAAGGUUACUAAAUUUUAUUAGUUUAACAUCUCGACCGGAUCCAUUUAUUGGUUUCUAUGGAUUUAGAGUUUCAAUAUCAAGAAGAGUUUUGGAGAAAUUCAAGGGGAGUGCAACUUUUCACUUGCAAAUGGUUACCUUUGUCUUCUCCAAAGGCUCUGGUUUUCCUCUGCCAUGGAUAUGGCAUGGAAUGCAGUCGUUUCAUGAGAGAAUGUGGAGUGCGUCUAGCUUGUGCGAGAUAUGGAGUGUAUGGUGUGGAUUAUGAAGGACAUGGAGGUUCUGAAGGUGUUCGUUGUUACAUUAAAAAGUUCGAUAACAUUGUUAAUGACUGUUAUGAUUUUUUCAAAUCAAUUAGUGUGCUCGAAGAGUAUAAGGGAAAGGCUAGGUUCUUGUACGGAGAGUCCAUGGGUGGAGCAGUUUCCCUACUUUUGCAUCAAAAGGACCCUUCAUUUUGGGAUGGUGCCGUUCUUGUCGCCCCCAUGUGUAAGAUAUCAGAGAAGGUGAAGCCACACCCUGUAGUGAUCAACAUGUUGACUAAAGUAGAAGAUAUCAUACCAAAGUGGAAGAUUGUUCCCACAAAAGAUGUCAUCAAUUCAGCCUUCAAAGACCCAGCCAAAAGAGAUAGGAUAAGGAGAAACAAGUUGAUAUACCAGGACAAACCAAGGUUAAAAACAGCAUUAGAAAUGUUAAGAGUCAGCAUGAGUCUUGAAGACACCUUAUACAAGGUGACCCUGCCUUUUUUUGUAUUACAUGGAGAAACAGAUACAGUAACAGACCCAGAAGUAAGCAGAGCAUUAUAUGAACGAGCAAGUAGCAAAGAUAAGACAAUAAAAUUGUACCCUGGAAUGUGGCAUGGUUUAACAUCUGGUGAGCCUGAUGAUAACAUCGAAAAAGUGUUUGCAGAUAUCAUAACAUGGCUUGAUAAACACGCCAACAAUGAUGCUUAUAAUGAAUCUUCACAACCAAUUGUUGAGAUUUAUGACAAUGACAUUGAGAAAUUGAUACCAGUUGCAACACUGGAAAAGAUAGUAAAGCAAACAAACAGAAGAAGAAGAAGCUAUCUUUGUGGAUUGAAAGGAAGCCGUUUCACAAACCUCUCAGCAAAUUAGACAGUUGCAAUGCUCCAUAUAUAAAGUGUGCCUUUUCAAAUUUUCACUUUGAGUAUAAGCUGUCGUGUUAUUCACUUUUUAACUUUGUUUUAUUGCCUUUUGCAUCACUACUCAAUAAUUGAUUGUUAGGCCUUUUUUUUAAGAUCUUUCAUACAGAAACAUUAUCCUACAAGAGUUUCUCUA
This is a messenger RNA of Cicer arietinum (chickpea), 1531 nucleotides long. Its product is annotated as caffeoylshikimate esterase-like. Lineage: Eukaryota; Viridiplantae; Streptophyta; Magnoliopsida; Fabales; Fabaceae. The record is from RefSeq and is a predicted model, not a curated record.